GGUGGGGAGCGAAAUUGCAUCUUCCUCCCCGCAGCAGCAGCUCACCUCCAAAUCCCAAAAUUUCCCCAUAACUCCAACCUCUUAGAAAUUUCCCACUUCACUUCACUUUCUCACUAAAACCUCAACCCACUUCCAUUUCCCCUCAUUUCCAAUUUACAAACCACUCCAAUUUACAUUUCCCUAACCCCAUUCCUCUCCGUACAGCCCAAAACUGUGCGGACGCCAUGGCCUAGAAAUCCCACACCUUUUCUUGGAGAAAGAGAGGGGCUUUUCUGGGAUUUCACAGAUAUGGGGGCGUCGCUCUCCAACUUGACGGAGGGGGCGAACGGGUUGGGUCUUGGUCCGGGUCUGGGCGACAUCCCGGAGAGCUGCGUGGCUUGUGUUUUCAUGUACCUGACUCCGCCGGAGAUUUGCAACCUCGCCAGGCUCAACCGGGCUUUCCGCGGUGCGGCGUCGUCUGACGCCGUUUGGGAAUCGAAGCUGCCCCUGAAUUACCAUGAUCUGCUUGAUUUGCUGCCGCCGGAGAGGUACCGGAGCCUGUCCAAGAAGGACAUCUUUGCUCUGCUCUCCCGGCCUGUGCCGUAUGACGAUGGCAAUAAGGUGUUGUGGUUGGACAGGGUCACCGGAAGGGUUUGCAUGUCGAUUUCGGCCAAGGCCAUGGCUAUAACAGGGAUUGAGGAUCGGCGGUACUGGAAUUGGAUUGCUACUGAAGAAUCAAGGUUUCAUGUUGUAGCUUAUUUACAACAGAUAUGGUGGUUUGAGGUGGAUGGGGUUGUAAAGUUCCCUUUCCCUGCGGAUAUCUACACCCUAUCUUUCAGGCUUCACAUUGGAAGAUUUGCAAAAAGGUUGGGACGGCGUGUUUGCAACUUUGAGCACACCCAUGGGUGGGAUAUAAAGCCAGUACGAUUUGAGUUGUGGACUCCAGAUGGUCAGCAAGCAUCAUACGAAUGCUGCUUGGAUCAAAUUGAACAUGAUGAUGCCUAUGGCAAUUCAAAGCGUGGAUGCUGGGUCGAUUACAAGGUUGGUGAGUUUAUUGUCACUGAUGCAGAUCCUGUGACCGAAGUUAGAUUUUCCAUGAAACAGAUUGAUUGCACACAUUCCAAAGGUGGGCUAUGCGUCGAUUCUGUUUUUAUUAUCCCCAGUAAUUUGAAAGAGCGCAAAAGAAAAGGGGUGUUGAAGUAGCCAAACGAUGAACAGUGAAGUUGUUAAUUCAAAUGAAUGACCCCACAAGAUUCAAGAUGGGAUUUCUGUACACCAUUAUACUUCUGAAUUCAUAAGAUGUUCGAGAGGAGACGUCAUCUUAUUUGGUUUUUGCAGUAGGUGUGUGUGUCCUCUAUGGUCAUGUAACUUCCACUUUCAUGUACUUGAUCCAGUUUUGUUCAAUUCUCUAUACCUUGCAGAUUAGAAUUAGAUUAAGGGAACAUGCUCUUGUGUUACCUUGUCUUUUUGUUUGCUCACUGUAAAGCAUUUCUGUAACUUAGAUGUGAUGUCAAUCUACACUAUCUUUUCAUUGGUUACAUCAUCAUCAAUCAUGCUUGAUGUUUGGAAACAUUGGUUGACAAUAGGGAUGAUGUGUGUUCUAAUGUUCAAAUAGCAAUGUGCUUAUGAAUGUUUGCUUCUC
Messenger RNA from Fragaria vesca subsp. vesca, 1621 nucleotides. RefSeq names its product F-box protein PP2-A15-like. The transcript has 3 exons. NCBI's taxonomy places the organism in Eukaryota, Viridiplantae, Streptophyta, Magnoliopsida, Rosales, Rosaceae. The coding region runs from base 289 to 1182 and encodes 297 amino acids. The record is from RefSeq and is a predicted model, not a curated record. Gene Ontology annotation, molecular function: protein binding.